AUGCAGGGGGUCCAGCAGCCUCCCGAGCUGCUGGCCUACAAGGCUCUGCAGGCGGUGCAACGCGGUAAUGCCGAGGAACUGGCCAAGUUGAUCCAGGCGGGAGCCAAUGCCCACGUUAUCAACGCAGUCGUCAAGACCGGCACGAGUCCGAAUGGACGUCCGGACCGUGAAGCCAAAGGAGGGCUGCUGUACCACGCAGUGGACAAGGAAAACGUCGAGCUGGUUAAAGUUUUGUUAGGAAACGGAGCUGAAGUCAACGGAUCAAAGCAGGACGAGAGUCCGCCGCCGCUUCGAGCUGCAGUUUUCCGUAAGAACAUCGAGUUGGCGACGCUGUUGCUGAAGCGAGGAGCGAAUGUGAACCGCAAGUACACUAUUGUCACUGGCGCUAGCAAACGCGCAUUGACUGUGCUGUUCGAGCCGACCUCCGAGGGUGUAUUCAGUUUGCUGCUUCGGAGAGGGGGCGAUGUGAAUGUAAAGGAUUCGAUGGGCGAUACGCCACUUCAUGUUCAUGCCUCAAAGUGGAAUGCAAGCUUUGUUAACGGCCUUGUGGAACAUGGAGCUGAUGUGAACGCAGUUGACACGGAUAAUCACACCCCACUAGCUCGCGCAAUUCAGCAAUGGGACUUUCCUGCCGGGUGCGACGAAGAAGUGGACUUUAUUGACGUCUGCCACAUCCUCAUGAGCCACAAGGCCACGCUGCCUACAGCAGAUUCAAUCUCCAGCCGACCCGAACACUCCGACCGACUGCUUUGUCGACUUCAACUCGUGAAAGAGUGGGCUGCACAACGCAAAGUUGGAAUGGUGGCGUUGACCCAUGUACCAAUUGAGAUUUUCCGUCGAGGCACUGACGAAGUUGUCGCGUACUUUGCGUCGAACACGCUCGUUCCAGUUGCUGUCGAGCCGAGCGAGCAGCUAAGAACCGAGGCCCUUCCUGAGCCACCGCGAAGACUGACCAAAAUGGGGGUCUCUGCGUGGUCAGCGGGCGAAGAAGUUCUCCAGAGGCAAGUGGAGAUCUUACCCGCUUUGGAUCGUGCCUCUAGUUCAAGAGUUGCACUGCCCAGCAGCGAUGACAUCAGUCCCUUUCCGGGACUGCCUUCGAAGGCAGCGUUACCGCCAGUGUCAGUCCGAUCUGCUGUGCAGUCAAUGCCCUCGCUGCUGCUCUAUCGACUGAAGAUCAUGUGCGCUACGGGGCUCCGUCGCGUCUUGAAGAUCCGUCGACAGAACCCCUACUGCAUCUGCCGACUGGUUCGUGGCGACGGCGAGAUGCUCGUUCAGUUCCAGACUUCUGUGCACCCGGGAGGCGGUCAAGUCCCCACGUGGCGGGGCCAAGUGUUCCAGCUGGCACUUACGCAGGAAAACACGCGCACGUGCACCUUGGUCUUCAUCCUCAAGCACUCGGGCAUCGUGUCCUCACUCGAUGAACGUAUCGCCGUGGGCAUGAUGCCGUUCCCGCACGUCCCGGUCGGCCACACUCUGAAGCACAAGCUGCUCCUACUGAACAACGACAAACCCGCAGGACGGCUAGAAGUCCAAUUAGAAGCUUAUUGA
Molecule: messenger RNA, 1548 nt
Organism: Phytophthora sojae
Lineage: Eukaryota; Oomycota; Peronosporomycetes; Peronosporales; Peronosporaceae
Exons: 7
Coding region: 1-1548 (515 amino acids)
Molecular function (GO): protein binding
Source: RefSeq, a predicted model, not a curated record